UCAACCUUACUUUAUUAAACCUAUUGAAUAUUCGUAUUUGUUAUAAAUACAAUUAAUUGGACAUUAGUGAUGUACCGCGUCCUAUAUGGGCGCUUGCUGGCAGUGCCAGUUACAGCGGACGUGCGCGCUAUGCACAGCGCAACACCAUUGUUUGCCGCUGCCAAGAAAACAACAUCCGCCGCUGGAGGAGUAAUGGGGUUAGGCAAAGGCAAGAAGAAGCUAGGCAAGCUAGGUACCAUGGAGAAGCGUGAACUGCCAGUGGAGACGGACCCACAGAAGCUUGUCACUCAAGUGUGUGGUGCCAAUAUUUAUACCACAGGAGAAGACCCUAAGCUGGGCCCAGAUAGCGAGUACCCCGACUGGCUCUGGGAGCUGCACACGGGCCCCGCGCCGCCGCUGGAGUCGCUGGAUCCCGACACGAAGGCCUACUGGCUCCGCGUGCGCGCCGCAGGCAUGCGCCGCAAUAACAAGCUACGAUCACUGCGCAAGUUUUAGAUUUUAUAAUUGACUUUGUCUCUGAAAUG
This is a messenger RNA of Cydia amplana, 524 nucleotides long. RefSeq names its product large ribosomal subunit protein mL54 (gene mRpL54). Lineage: Eukaryota; Metazoa; Arthropoda; Insecta; Lepidoptera; Tortricidae. Gene Ontology annotation, molecular function: structural constituent of ribosome. The record is from RefSeq and is a predicted model, not a curated record. The transcript has 3 exons. The coding region runs from base 70 to 495 and encodes 141 amino acids. Gene Ontology annotation, cellular component: mitochondrial large ribosomal subunit.